UUCUCUCAUACAUUUUCCUCUGAGAUUUUCUCCAGUUAAUCAAGAAAGAAGAAAAAUGCUGGCCGUUUUAAACAAAUCGGUGGCGAAAAGCCCAGUUGAACUGCAGCAGAGCCCCCAAAACGGCGCCGUUUCCGCGCUCAAAGACGGAUUCUUGGCGACCCAUUUCUCGUCAUCACACUCGGCCUCCUUCGUAAUCAAUCUCGCUUCUUCCGGUUUCUUUGCCUACUCUUCUUCCCGGCAGAACCCUCUUCUUCCCAGACUGUUUGCAGUUGUGGAUGAUAUGUUCUGCUUGUUCGAAGGCCAUAUCGAAAACAUCGCAGUUCUUAAGCAGCAGUACGGCUUGAACAAGACAGCUAACGAAGUAAGCAUUGUGAUCGAGGCUUAUAGGACUCUGAGGGAUAGGGGUCCUUAUCCCGCUGAGCAAGUUGUGAGGGGCAUCGCAGGGAGGUUCGCAUUUGUUCUGUUCGAUGCUACUUCACAAUCCACGUUUAUUGCUUCCGAUGUAGACGGGAGCGUACCCUUCUUUUGGGGAACUGAUGCUGAGGGUCACCUUGUUGUUUCUACCGACGCUGAAAUCGUGAAGCAAGGCUGUGGCAAGUCUUCCUCUCCAUUUCCCAAAGGAUGCUUUUUCACAUCAUCUGGAGGUUUGAGGAGCUAUGAGCAUCCAAAUGAGUUGAAGGCAGUUCCAAGAGUGGACAGUUCGGGGGAGGUUUGCGGGAUGACAUUCAAGGUAGACGAAGGCUCGCGCAAAGGGAAGCCCGCGAUGCCUAGGGUUGGAAGCGACGCAAAUUGGUCCCUGCACUAUUGAGCUAACUCGGAAAGUUGAAUCUCUUGGCUUCUGUUAUUACCCUCGUUUGAUCUUGCUUACCCUUUAACCUUAUUAUCAAUCUUAAAAGGAAUGUUUUUCUCUGUUUUGUUUUGGAGUUGAGAUGCUACGAAAUAAGAAGCCAUUUUUUAUGGUA
This is a messenger RNA of Salvia hispanica, 962 nucleotides long. Its product is annotated as stem-specific protein TSJT1-like. Lineage: Eukaryota; Viridiplantae; Streptophyta; Magnoliopsida; Lamiales; Lamiaceae. The record is from RefSeq and is a predicted model, not a curated record.